AUGAUUGUGAUGAGGGAUGAAGAACCGGAGGUGUUGGUGAAGAACCCUGGGGUUGGGCUGGGGGUAGCGGUGGAGGUUGCGGUGGAUUUGGUGAUAGAGGUGGAUGUGGAUGUGGAAGAGGGUUUUGGAUCGUUAACUUGUGAAGAAAGAAAGAGGAAGAGACAAUUCGCAUAA
Sclerotinia sclerotiorum 1980 UF-70 is the source of this 174-nucleotide messenger RNA. RefSeq lists its product with no specific name. The record is from RefSeq and is a predicted model, not a curated record. The coding region runs from base 1 to 174 and encodes 57 amino acids. The transcript has 2 exons. NCBI's taxonomy places the organism in Eukaryota, Fungi, Ascomycota, Leotiomycetes, Helotiales, Sclerotiniaceae.